Molecule: messenger RNA, 3033 nt
Organism: Fusarium redolens
Lineage: Eukaryota; Fungi; Ascomycota; Sordariomycetes; Hypocreales; Nectriaceae
Product: DNA polymerase phi-domain-containing protein
Exons: 2
Coding region: 1-3033 (1010 amino acids)
Biological process (GO): regulation of DNA-templated transcription
Cellular component (GO): nucleolus
Molecular function (GO): rDNA binding; transcription factor binding
Source: RefSeq, a predicted model, not a curated record
AUGGGCAGCAAAAGGAAGCGCGGAGCCAAGGAAGGCGCAAAUGGCGUACAGAAAACCCCCAAGCGCACAAAGAGCGACAGCGACUCCGUCAGACCUAACUCGAAGCCGACAUUCGAUAAAGCACCCUUCGUCGAGGCGCCAGUUGGCGACGAACGGAAACGAGAGGCUGGCCUUUAUGAGUUACUAGGGAGUGAGGAUCCCACCGAACGAAUCGAGGCCGCCGACUGUAUUGUCCCUAGCUUGCUUGCAGAGGAUGUUUCCGAGGCUGUGCUGCAACGACACUUGGACCGUCGCCUCUUUCGCGGACUCGCAAGUGGUCGCAAUGCCUCGCGCCUUGGUUUCAGCCUGGUACUCACAGAAAUCCUCGGACAGCUCUUCGGAGAGAAGAAUCUUGCCGAAUCGAGAUACCAGGGACUCACCUUUGAGAAGGUUCUUGAAAUACUGAUUGAGAACACACAAGCCAUCGGCAACAUCCCUGGGCAGGAGGAGAGGGACUUCGUUUUCGGGCGGUUGUUCGGAAUUUUCGCUUUCGUUAGAUCUGGGAUCUUGUUCAGCAGCGAUAUCUCCCGAUGGAACGCGGUUCUUAACCUAAUUCUGGAUCUUUCUAUCAGGAAGGUGUGGCUUCGACCACAAUGUGGUUGGGUUAUUGUACAGUCCAUCGAGCAGCUGAACAAGAAGCAAGCUGAGGUUACACUGAAGAAGGUCGCCGAGGCCAAUUUGGCCAAGACACCCGAAGGAGUAGCAAUCUGGAUCGCUGCGCAGACUCGAUUCCCUGGUCUCAGCAUCAAGCCUUGGCCGGUGCCUCUCCACAAGAACACUUUUGGUGAUCUCGCUGCAAUUCUGCGAGAAAGUUUCAAGGAUGCUCUCGCUGAUCAGUCAGAGCCUGGUCAGCAGAUUAAUUUUCCGGGCUGGUCUCCUCAACUGCACUACGUGUGGAGUAUCCUCUUGGAACACUUUGUCGAGAAAGGAGAAGCUGGACUUGAAGAUUUCAAGCAGUUCUGGAUUCGUGUAGUAGAUGACUCUCUUUUUUCUAAACGUGCCACGGAAGGCCAGAAAUUCAGGGGAUUCCUGGUGUUUCGAAAGAUGCUCGAGGGCCUGUUUGACUUUCCUGCUCAUGUCGAGGCUCUCUUCAGCAAGAAUCUCACCCUUUGCCUCAUGAACCAAGCUUCAAAAGAGGAUAGAUAUCUCCACCGAGCAGCGACCAAGGCCCUCAAAGCAAUUGAGUCAACGACCUCAGCGCACCCGUCGACAAUCAUACCCAUUCUCAAGGGUCUACUAGGCGAGAACGGAGCCUAUAACUUUGACCAAAGAACAAAUACCAAAACUGUCGACCAAAUUUUGCAGAACGUAUCAGGAGAGACUGGCGAAGAGAUAUUGAAGAUCAUCCGAUCCCCCCUUGGCACGAUUGCUAAACAAGACACAAAGAAGGCUUCAUCCACACUCCGAGUUUACGUUGACUAUCUUUCAAAAAUUCUCAAUGCUUCAGCCUCGCCUACAUCGGGAGAGUUCCAAGAGACUGUCUUCUCAGCUGCCCUCCAAGAACUCUCUCAGCUGGCAUACUCUCAACCCAAGAACAUACCGGCAGAUACACUCACAGAAGGUGUUCGCGAGCUCUGCCGAACUCGUCUUGAGUCGUCAUUCGCUAAGGUCAGCCGAAGAACAGAGGAUUACGGCUCACUAUGUCUUGCUGUGUCAUCCAUUGACCCCGACUCGGUGGCAAUGACCGAAGAGAUCAAGACAGCUGUCCAGGAGGCGUUGUUGAGGAUGCAAAAGCUACUCAGGCGCAAGGCGGUAGACGAAAGCGAGAAGAGUCUUUUUCAGAGUAUCGCGAUGUUACACGCCGUGUCUAUCUUCCGACUCUACAACGAGGACCCCGAUGCUAUGGAGGUUCUCAACGACCUUGCCCAAUGUUCCGACCGCCUUAAAAAGGGCAAGUCCGCAGAGACCGAGGCUGGCACAUCAGAGAUUAUCCUUGAGAUCUUAUUGUCAAUGGUUGUGCGACCUUCAUCUCUCAUGAGACAAGUUACGCAGCAAGUGUUUGGUGCCUUCACACCACAGAUCUCAGCUGCAGGUCUAGAGCUCUUGACCGGUCCCCUCACAUCUGGAGAGAAUACGAAAGGCCAAAAGGAAUUGUUCAGCACCGGGGAAGAUGAGAUGGAGGUCGAUGAAGACGAGGACGAGGACGAAGAAGGAAAAGAUGCUGAUGAGGAGGAUAAUUCGGAUAUCGAAAUCGAUUCUGAUGUCGAGUUUAUUGAUAUCAAGGAGGCGAACGAAGAAAGUGGGGAAGAAGAAGAUGCUGAGGACGAAGAUGGAGAUAAAAGCAAAGGCGAAUUCGACAGGCCUGAAGAUCUGGACAAUGAACUCGAGAAGAUCCUCAAGAGCCACCGUCUGGACAAGGACGUCAAUGCCGAAUCAUCAGAGUCCGAGGGUGAUAUGUCUGACUCUGAAAUGUUCGCCAUCGACAAGCAGCUCGCAGCAGCCAUCAAGCCACGCAUCCAAGACCGCUCGAAUGACUCCAAAAAGCAGAAGAAGGAGGCCAAGCAGUCAGUCCUCAAUUUCAAGAACCGGAUUCUUGAUUUUCUCGACAUCUACAUUCGCAAUGAGUCUCGCAACCCUCUCUCAUUUACUCUUCUCUUACCCCUCCUCGAUCUUAUGCGCACAACCAGCACAAAACCCCUUGCUGCCCGUGCGAGCAAAAUCAUUUCUAACUACCAAAAGGGCCUGAAGAAGGCCCGCAGUAACCGCCAAGAGGUCCAGAUCCUUGAACCUGAUGACAUGCUAGACUUAUUGCGCGAGAUUCAUAAGGCUGCUGGGCAGGAUGACUCGCAUGCUUACGCAAAAGCGGCCAGUACGGCGAGUCUCAUCCUUGUGUCGGCCCUCGUCGCUGCGGACAAGAGCAAGACAAAGGAUGUUCUUGCCGUGUAUAGCAAGACACAAGAGAGCUGCCUUUCUGGCGAGGCGAAGUUGCAGUCGUCCUUCUUUGAUGACUGGCAAAACUGGUACCGAAAUGCAAUACAGCAAGUUCGGAACUGA